AUGGGUGGUGGUCCGCAUAACGCAAAAGAUGCUCCUGCUGAUAGCUGCCUCAUGACCGACUCCGUGAUUCAUCACACCUCUGAUGCAUCAUCGCAGUCUCCUCCUCUUUCUCCGGACGGGAACGGUUCCGUGAGUAUCGGAAGCCAUGAGAAGACCAAAGUGGAUGAUGACACAGAGGACGAGACAGCCACUGUCACCGGCCACGAACAAUAUUCCAGCAAUGCCGUCGUCGCCAAGGAGGUUCAGACCGUCAAAGCCAACAAUCAAGACCCAUCACCAUUUGACUCGCAACCGGGGCCCGAAAUGAAGAAGCAGCUUGACACCCGUCCAAUUUCGCAGGAGCAACUGGUGGACGAAGUAAAGCUCAUCUAUGCCGGCUUGGCGAUGGUCGAACGCAAAUGCAUAGAAUUGGUCUCAAACCUGAUGCCCCCAACAGAUGGCCCGCUCGACAUCACCAAGUACCUGUUGAUGAUCCCGGAAUCCAAGUUGGUACUGCUUCAGAGCAGCGAAACGAGGCCAAAUCGCACGGUUCGGACUUGGUAUCUCAAGGUUCACAAGGAUGCGGCAGAAGGAGAUCAGAAGCCUUCCCAUCCCCACGUGUCAGAGAAGACUACUCCUCAAGUUGGCACCCCCGAGGAUUAUCUGCAUGGAUUCCAGGUGGCCCUGGAGGCGCGUGCCAAGGAGCUUGGAUGGCCCGAGUAUAAGGAAAUUGCCGCGGCCACGACGGCGGAAAUCGGCGACGAGGGUCGCCAGAAGGUGCUGGACGGAAAAUACUUUCUCGCCAUCGGGUACGAGUUGGUCGAUCAGAUCUUGCGAGACUUGGAGAGUGCCAGAGAGAAAGCAGAGAAGGAGGCCGCCGCUCCCGAGGAGAAGCCCGAGACCGAACUGCCAUGCCAUGCCGAGUUCAGGCAGCUGAGUGAUCAGAGUUUGUACAAAAAAGUUGGCAGCGAAUACUGGGUGCUGAUCAAGGGCCAAUGGGUCCCCAGUCUCAAUGCGGAGCAGUUGGCGGCUCUCAUUUGGCUUCACCGCACAGUAUUACACGAAACCCACGACUUCUUCUUGGCAUCGCAGCACCCCAGCGCGUCGGCAGCGCUCAAAGAGCUCGCAGCAAAGUAUGCCAUACCGUCAAGGAUGUGGAGGUUCGGGAUACACUCCUUUCUCGAUGUCAUGGUUAAACGACGUGUCGAAUGCGGGGAACAUCUGGCGGAUUUCAUCAUCCUGGCAUACCAAAUGAUGUCUUUGCUGGAUGAGAGUGUCCCGCGCUUCUAUGACACCUGGAUCGAAUGCAAAGCGGAUUUGGCCCGAUACGGAAUGGCCACUCAAAGCGAUGACGAGGGGGCUUCGCAGCGCUGGCAUGACAUUGCCAAAGAGGGGUUCACUCGAGCAAUGAGCAAGAAUCCCACGACCGGCCGCAUCUACCACCACCUCGCUGUCGUGGCGCAGGCUCGGACUCGGGUUUCGCCUGACGGAAAAUUCGAAGCCUCUGUGUCCCAGUUUUUCUACUACACCAAGGCCCUCGUCGUCAAAGUCCCGUUUUUCCCCGCGCGGGAGACCGUGUUGUUCCUUAUUAAAACGAUUGUUGCCCGGAAUGAGAAGGAAGCCGAGAAGCCGGCCAGCCGCCCCCAGACAGACAAAGACCACUUCCUCACCGCUGUUUCCCACCUGAUUCUCGCUUCUCUGGAGCCCGAGACUCUCAGGAAAAAUGGCUACGAGGACCGGAGAAGCGACCAUGUUCAGGCUGUCUAUGCGGCACUGAAGAAGAUCAAGAUUGGUGCAGCAUCUUCCAAGACAUCCAGAAUUUGUCCAAGCCCCCAACUCGGCCUCCUGCUCUGCCAGCUGCUUCUGGGAAUUCCCCUUGUUGAUGAAAGACGGAGCCCUAUGAUGGCGGCGUGGGCCCCUGACCUCGUGACGGCCGCAGACCGCGCCGAUUCUGACGCCAUGGCCAACGCAAGGGACAUCCAUGAGGUAACGAUCGAGCUGAUCCGCACCAUGGUCCCUUACCUCUUGGAGGAGGCCGAUACGCGUGACCUCAGGCUGUGGGGAUUCAUCUAUGUCAUGCUGGUCUUUAUGCGCUCCCUGAAAACGCGGCCCGACCUUCUGGAAUGGUUCGGUUCGGCGUUCCACGCGCAGCUUCUGGCGCCUUUCCUCAACAUGCUCCUGCGCGAGGACGAGGCCCGAGGCGGCCUUGCCCUGGAGAGCGCGUCCCAGUCGUCGGAACUCGUGACAAUAUGCUCGUUGCUCAACGAGAAAAAGAAGCUGGACAAGUACGGGCUCAGUACCGAAGACAGCCGCAGGAAGUACUUGUGCGAGCAAGAGGACCAACGAAAGGCAGAGCUUAUCAAGGCCAAGGCCGAAGCAGAAGAGGCCAUGGUCACCCGGGAAGAGACCACGACCAGUGAUACGGCGCACGAGAAAGACCUGGACACCAAGACACCAGAUUGGGAGCUGAUGUACGCCAACACACUACCGGAACAUAGUCUGCUUGCGGGGCACUUCUUCGCCAGAGAGGCCGAGCCUGAACCCUGUGACGAAUCCCUGGAGAAACCUGCCGGGGGCGCCGUAGUCGUUGCCUGCCCAGCCGCCGCCCCUGAUGCCACCCUAGCGGCGGCUGUGCAGACCGCCAAAGAAGCCGAAGAGGCAGAAGUGCGGAGGCAGGAAGGGCUGCGUCGUGAUCCCCCUCUCUUCCCCAACGGCUGGCUCAAGAGGUCGAAAUACGACUAUGACGAGAUACAGGUUCGCAGCAACUAUGUCCAGGACGCCGAGACAUAUGAUGCUCGGUCGAUUCAGCUUUUGCGCCUGGCUGCUCAGCUGACCGACCACUUCUUUGUCUUCGAGACCGACGAGGAGGGACGCUAUUGGAUCAGCGUGCCUGGGGCCUCGUCCGUACCGAAGCCCGACCCCAACAAGAAGAUGCCGGACAUCGUCGAGCGCGACGGCGGCGUCAGAGUUGUUUAUGUCCAUCCUUCCUUCCAUGCUGCCGAAAUUAAGUGGGAGAAGAAGAAAGCAGCGAGGGAAGAGAAGAGGCAGAAGGAGAAGAAGAGACAGAAGGAAGAGGAGGAAGCCAAGGCUACCACGGAUGUGGGUACAGAUGUCAAUGAGAAGGCCGAGGGCGACGCCCAAGAGGCACCGGAAGCCGUCAACGUCCCGGCCGUGGCACCAAGCACGGUGUCAGAGGACGGCGAUCAUGAGCCGAGCUCGGCUUAUGAAAUGGAUUUGGACAAGACCAUCGGUCUCGGAAAGGCCACCGCGGCUGCCGAGCCUACCGAGGCGGAGCCCACCGAAGCCAAGGUGAAGACGACGCUUCCAGUGCGAGGCGUGGACGGCGCGCAACGUACCAAGGGCAGCGACGCAGGUCCUGACACCGCCGCGGCCAAGGCCACGGUUCGGCUGAGCAAGGGCGUGCUCAACAAUAUGCCGAGGAUGGAGAAUCCUACCAAGGCCAUCAAGCGCUGGAGAGCUUCGAGCAAUGGGCCUGGUGCGGAGGACGAGGACGAGGACAAGGAUGAGGAAGAGUGGGAACGCCUCAGCAACGAAAGUCACGGAGACGCCAAGGUGGAAACGAGGUCCAUGUUUUCGCGUUUCUUCUUCGGGUGA
Messenger RNA from Fonsecaea pedrosoi CBS 271.37, 3594 nucleotides. RefSeq lists its product as uncharacterized. Gene Ontology annotation, biological process: nuclear-transcribed mRNA catabolic process, nonsense-mediated decay. Gene Ontology annotation, molecular function: telomerase RNA binding; telomeric repeat DNA binding; protein binding. The record is from RefSeq and is a predicted model, not a curated record. Bases 1 to 3594 code for a protein of 1197 amino acids. Gene Ontology annotation, cellular component: telomerase holoenzyme complex. NCBI's taxonomy places the organism in Eukaryota, Fungi, Ascomycota, Eurotiomycetes, Chaetothyriales, Herpotrichiellaceae. The transcript is spliced from 4 exons.